Molecule: messenger RNA, 2687 nt
Organism: Etheostoma cragini (Arkansas darter)
Lineage: Eukaryota; Metazoa; Chordata; Actinopteri; Perciformes; Percidae
Gene: atg3
Product: autophagy related 3
Exons: 12
Coding region: 157-1116 (319 amino acids)
Biological process (GO): autophagy of mitochondrion; autophagosome assembly; nucleophagy
Cellular component (GO): cytoplasmic ubiquitin ligase complex; cytosol
Molecular function (GO): Atg8-family ligase activity
Source: RefSeq, a predicted model, not a curated record
CAUCCCUACACUUCUCGUGAGAUUGGAUACCCGGAAGUGUUUGCACGUAUCAUGUGAUUUGCUCUUGUUGGCACUGUGCUUGAGUAGCUAUAACUAUAUUUUUCACGUUACGGUUUUGAAGAACCUUGGGUUUUUAUCUUAAGGGGACUCUACAAGAUGCAGAACGUGAUAAAUACAGUAAAAGGGACAGCUCUCGGAGUGGCUGAGUUUCUAACUCCAGUGUUGAAGGAAUCAAAAUUCAAAGAGACUGGAGUCAUUACACCAGAAGAGUUUGUAGCAGCUGGAGAUCACAUGGUUCACCAUUGCCCCACAUGGAAAUGGGCCACUGGAGAAGAAGUCAAGGUGAAGCCAUAUUUGCCCCCGGAUAAACAGUUUCUCCUGACACGGAAUGUCCCCUGUUACAAGCGUUGUAAACAAAUGGAGUAUUCAGAUGAGCUGGAAGCCAUCAUAGAGGAGGAUGACGGAGAUGGGGGCUGGGUGGACACUUACCACAACUCAGCAGGUGUGUUAGGAGUUGCAGAUGCUGUACAAGAAAUUUCACUGGACAAUAUUAAGGACAAAAAUAUGAAUGCUACAUCGGCAGCAUGUUGUGGUGAUGAUGAUAUUGAUAAUGAAGAUGAUGAAGAUGGAGAAGCAGCAGAUAUGGAAGAGUACGAGGAAAGCGGCCUGUUGGAAACAGAUGAGGCGACCUUGGAUACCAGUAAAAUGGUUGAAACCAAAGCCAAAGCAGAGCCUGGUAGUGAAGAUGCCAUCCUUCAGACUAGAACAUAUGACCUGUACAUCACAUAUGAUAAAUACUACCAGACCCCUCGACUCUGGCUGUUUGGAUAUGAUGAAGAUAGGCAACCGCUGACGGUAGAACAGAUGUAUGAGGACAUCAGCCAGGACCAUGUGAAGAAGACAGUCACCAUUGAGAACCACCCCCACCUUCCCCCACCUGCCAUGUGCUCUGUCCACCCCUGCAGACAUGCUGAAGUGAUGAAAAAGAUCAUUGAGACUGUGGCAGAAGGGGGUGGAGAGCUGGGAGUGCAUAUGUAUCUUCUGAUUUUCCUCAAGUUUGUCCAGGCCGUCAUUCCAACAAUAGAAUAUGACUACACGAGACACUUCACCAUGUAGUUUCAGAAAUCAUCAUCUCUUAAUGCAACAUUGGAAAGAUCAGCUCUUCUGCCUCUGUGAUCAGAUCUGGUCUGAUUACAACCAGUUUGUUGAGUGUUUGUAUUACUCUGAGGGACUUUGCAAGGGCACAGGACAUUGAGGAAUGUUGAAGGUAUGUGGCUAAACUGUUGUAACAUUUUGUGAAACAGACUUGUUUUUCAUGAAACCCAGAGUCAGAUAAAAAGACCAAUGUUGGUUUUAUCUGUGUGUAUUCAGUACAGUUACAUGUGUUCUAACUGUUGCUAGCCUAGCUAUGGCAUGAAACAUGCAACUUUCAUCAAAGAAAAGUCAUUUUCAUGUAUUGUUGGUUAAUUUCACCUGUUGCAAAAUAGAAAUGUAAAAAAACAGGCUUUGAUAUAUUGGAACUAGUUUGCUAUCUAACAAGUUGUUGAACUAUGUUUUUUUUAAACUUGUGAGAAAGCUGGCUAGAACUUUCUUUUUACUUCCAGUCUUUGUGUUAAGCUAGGCCAACCACAUCCUGGACACCUCUGUACUGGAUACACAAAAAUGAAACGGAUGUCCUUAUUAUCUGACUCUGGGCUGCAGACAAGGCUUCGUACCAAAGUUGGACAGUACAUCUGAUGUUUCUCCACAGGUUUAAUGUUGUGACCACAAUGUGGUGAGCUCAUAAAUUCCUUGUUAAGCUUUUGAUGCUGUUAUUAAAAUUCACCCCAUUCCACACUGCUUUGCUCCUUGAAAUGUACAAGUCUAUUUGAAAAAAAUAAAUGAACCCUGGUCAUGCAAAGGGUCAGCUUUUUGAGUUAGAUAAAAUUAGAUGAGUUAAAGAAGAACAAGCUGGUUUAGCAGAUUUUUUUUCUGAAAACAGCUGCCUGCCAUUGCUGGAAACAAGAUUGAUGACAACAAUGAAACUUAACAACAGUAUAGUUGUGGGCCAUAAAACCAAAACAAUGAGCAUGCCCUGUGGCUCUACACUGCCUUUUGUUAUGUUUAUGUACAGUACAUCAUUUUCCUGUACAACUACAAAUAAUAUUCAGAAGAAAAUAUUUCAAAUCUGUGGAUUUGGACAACUAUGGGUAGGAAAUUUGUUUUCUUGCUAUCAUCACUGUCUAAAAUGUAUCUGUACCUAAUGGCAGCAUUGAUAGAAGUUUCUUGACUAUUAACAAAACUGUUCCCAUGCCUUACUACAGUUGUUAUUAUUGCUUCCAUUCUGAUGCACUUAGUAGAAGGCAUGGCUGAACCUCAUUAUUGCAAAUCAGCUCUGUAUGCCAGUUUGUCUUAAUACUUCAUUCUCUGAAUGUAUUGAUGGUCGGGCCUUUUUCUUUAACCCAUGGUUCUUGUGGUUGGCUCAUAUGGUUUUUGUGCUUUACUUCAACUGGACAAUUUUCCCUCUGUAGCUUGUCAAGAACUUGAGACGGAUUGUCUUGUUUCUACAAGCAUGGUGUAUCACUACCUUCUGUGUCUAAGAGCCGUGUGAAGGUUGGCUUUAUCUAUUGUGUGGCAUUUUCACAAAACAAAUGAAUUUUUUUAUUGUCACAAGCGUCUUUGUGUACUUCAAUAAAAUAUUCAAUGAA